CAUCUGACUGCCACUCACUGCCUCUCUCAUGGAGGGGGGUUUCGGGCGACGGCUCCUUUAAGAAAACGGAACUGAGCCUCUGCUUUUGACGCGCUGAGGAUGUGGGCAGGAAACGCCAUGCAAGAGAGGAGAAGCGAUCACGCUUCCCAGCACCGUUGCACAAUACAGUGCAAUCAAAAUGUGCUUUAAUGUGCGACGUUGAAUGUCCAGGAGCGGUGCUUCUCCUCGGAUCUGCAAUCCGCGGCCGUCUGACAGCGGGCUUUGGACGGUUUUUGUCGGCGUGGGGUUUGACUGCGAUCCGAGCGAGAGCGCAGCCUUCCCAGCCAGCUCGGGUUUGAAAACAUCGGGGCUGGUCAGCGGGUGGGAGAGAGGAGGCUUCGUCGCGGAAAAAGGAGGUGUCUGCUGUUUUUUUGUUUUGUUUUUAUCACCCCCCCCCCUCCACCCUAGCCAUGAGGGAGUACAAAGUGGUUGUUUUGGGAUCGGGUGGAGUCGGGAAAUCCGCGCUGACGGUCCAGUUCGUGACGGGCUCCUUCAUCGAGAAGUACGACCCCACGAUAGAGGAUUUCUACAGGAAGGAGAUCGAGGUGGACUCUUCCCCGUCAGUGCUGGAGAUCCUGGAUACUGCAGGGACCGAGCAGUUCGCCUCUAUGCGAGACCUGUAUAUCAAGAACGGGCAGGGCUUCAUCCUGGUCUACAGCCUGGUCAACCAGCAGAGCUUCCAGGACAUCAAACCCAUGAGAGACCAGAUCAUCCGGGUGAAGAGAUACGAGAGGGUGCCCAUGAUCCUGGUGGGGAACAAGGUGGACCUGGAGGGGGAGAGAGAGGUGUCUUCCGGGGAAGGCAAGGCGCUGGCCCAGGACUGGAACUGCCCCUUUAUGGAAACUUCAGCCAAAAAUAAAGGAUCAGUCGACGAACUGUUUGCAGAAAUAGUCAGACAGAUGAACUACUCAACUGUCCCCAGUGGUGGAGACCAGUGCUGUUCAUGUGUCCUGCUCUAAAAAAAACACACAACAAUACACAAACCAGUCAUGCAUCCCGGCAGAGCUCCUGACUUAUCUCCAUUUUUCCUUUGCAAAAGUAUUUUCUUUCUCUCUCUCUCUCUCUCUCUCUCUCUCUCUCUCUCUCUCUCUCUCUCUCUCUCUCUCUCUCUCUCU
Scomber japonicus (chub mackerel) is the source of this 1154-nucleotide messenger RNA. Its product is annotated as ras-related protein Rap-2b-like. The transcript has a single exon. Gene Ontology annotation, biological process: negative regulation of cell migration; Rap protein signal transduction. Gene Ontology annotation, molecular function: GTP binding; GTPase activity; GDP binding. Bases 450 to 998 code for a protein of 182 amino acids. Lineage: Eukaryota; Metazoa; Chordata; Actinopteri; Scombriformes; Scombridae. The record is from RefSeq and is a predicted model, not a curated record. Gene Ontology annotation, cellular component: plasma membrane.